This is a messenger RNA of Ostreococcus tauri, 2832 nucleotides long. RefSeq names its product Ion transport N-terminal. Lineage: Eukaryota; Viridiplantae; Chlorophyta; Mamiellophyceae; Mamiellales; Bathycoccaceae. Gene Ontology annotation, biological process: potassium ion transport; transmembrane transport. Gene Ontology annotation, cellular component: membrane. The record is from RefSeq and is a predicted model, not a curated record. The transcript has a single exon. The coding region runs from base 1 to 2832 and encodes 943 amino acids. Gene Ontology annotation, molecular function: voltage-gated potassium channel activity.
AUGGCGCCCGUGAGCGCGCGCGCGGGCGGCGCGGCGGCCCCGGCGCGCGCGUCGACGCGUCCGACGAGACGUGGACGCGCGAACGAGGGGAAUAGCGAGGAUGGAUUCGAUGGGCCAACACCCAGGGCGACGGACGUCGGGCAGCGCGGGGGGACGAGCGAUAGCGCGGGAAGCGAGGACGGGGUGGUGGUGAUGCCGUCGACGGCGGGGAUGACGACGCAGGAGCGGGCGAAGGCGCUGAUGGCGGCGGCGAAGGCGGCGGCGAAGCGAGGGAUCGCGCGCGUCCCGGUCGGGAGCGCGUCCAAGGCGAAGCACGGAUUGGCGAAGACGCGAGAUGAGGCGCGGGCGGAGGAGGACGCGAAACUGCGAGCGGAUGUGGAACGAUUGAAGGCGGAGGAGCUGACGGUGAUGGCGGAGCAGGCGGCGAAGAAGCGGGUCGGAAUGUUCAGCGCGCGACGCCUGGACGAGUUGAGCGGAGACGAGCUGGGGAUGUUCGAAGACGACUCGGACGACGACGACGAUCCGAAGGCUGCUGCGAAGUACGCGGACGACGAUGAGAGCAGGUCCUUGUUCGUCAUGCACCCGACGACCAAGUUGAGGCAGUAUUGGGACUUUUUGCAAAUCUUUUUGUUGAUGUACAUCGCCUUCUCAGUGCCCUAUCGCAUUGGCUUCUCCGAACCCUCGUACGGGGUUUGGUACAUCGCCGAUUUUUUCAUCGAUAUGUACUUUUACGUGGACAUGGUGUUCAACUUUUUCACGGCGUAUUGGGAGACGAGCUCAGACGACGACGAUUAUCACUACGUCACGAAUUUGUGGAAGAUCCAAAAACACUACCUCAAGGGGUGGUUCAUCAUCGACGCCGUGUCUUUGAUUCCCAUCGAUUACAUUAGUCGCGGUGUGGAUGGAACGUCGGCGUGCUCUUGGGAAUCGGAGGCCGCGUGCGGUGCGGCGGCGCAAGAUUCGAAAGUUCCAGAGGUUUUCCGUUUGUUCAAGAUGCUUCGUCUCCUUCGUGUGCUUCGAACGAUGAGAAUCCUGGAGCGUUACCAAGAAACCCUCUUGCGCGUGUACAAAGGUGUUACGAUUCUCCGUUUAGUUGCCUUUCUCAUACUUUUGUCGCACUGGACGGCUUGCCUGUACGCUUACGUGUACGAUUUCACUCGUGAAGACAUGAGCGGAGAGAGCGGACAAAAGAGCCACAUGUACGUAGCGUCGCUAUUUUGGGCGGUGCAAACGCUAACCACGGUGGGUUACGGUAAUGUCGUGCCAACGACGGUGGCCGAGCGAGUCGUCGCGAUCCUAGUCAUGAUUACCGGUGGGUUUGUGUUUUCCGCCAUCAUCUCUGGCGUGAACAUGACGAUGGAUGAGGAUUCGCCAGGCAACCGCUUUGCGGUUCUCAUGAACCACGUGAGAGAACUGCUCGCGGAAAACAAGAUGCCUAGUGGGUUACAAUCUCGCGUGCGGUCACACUAUAAGUCAUCUGCGAAACCAGCCAAGUUGGUGAAUCGCGACAUCAUUAAACCCCUUCCAGAAGCGAUUCGCGCCGACGUCAACUUUUACAUUUAUGGCAAGCCGAUGGUGACCGGUCUAACAGCGAGCGGGACUGUGGAGCCCGAUUCGAUCGUCAUAGAGAUUCUCUGUCGCACGAUGGACACUAAAAUGUUCGCUCGUGGCUCCAGGAUGUGUUAUCCGUAUGAAUUGGCUGAGAGGAUGCUCAUCACGCUGACAGGCAGGGUGACGUAUUCUCCUGAUGAACAGAGUGGAUUUCAUCACGCCGAUGUGAUGAGAAUCAAACGCAAACGUCUGCGUGAUCAACAGAUAGAGAUCGCGGAGGAGAAAGGGCUACUCAGAGGCCCUGGGACGCUUUUGAAUCCUGGACUACUGUCUGGUUUCCACAAGGGAAUAUUGUGCGCCAUGCCGUUUGAUAAGUACGUCGAGGCGCUCGUCUUGGAUCACGGUGCUUUUUACGACAUGUGUUCACAACAUCAGCCUAAUCUGCUGCGAAACUUCGAAGACGAGUUUUUUGCAUCACUAUCGCGGUUGAAUAGGCCAAAGAUGGCUCGCGUCGCGUUGAGUGAGUGUGAUAGACGAGCGCUACUGCAUCCCGAGACGCGAAACGUUGCCGAAAAUUGGCGCGAGUUGCUCGAAAAGGAGCGAAAAGAGCAGGAUGAAAAACGAGCAGAGAGAGAGAAGGCGGGCGUGAUGGGACUCGUCAACAAAGGUGGAUUAGAGGCGAUCGAUUCCAAGGCAAUGUCGGGAGGUGGGACGCCUGGAGCGACGAUGGGCGCGAUCAAACUCGCCAUGCAGCAGAUGCACGCAGACAUCGUCAACGUCUCCGAGCAAAUCGCCGAGGUGAUGGUUGAGGUGAAGAAAGUUGGCUCGAUGGGAGAGGAGACGCCCCUGAACACGUCUCAAAUCGUCAUGAGCGCCGACGCAAUCGAGAAGAAGCAAAUAAAUAUGGAGCUAAACGUCGAGGCGGUGUACCAGGCGGUGCAGAACCUGAUGGACGUUGGCCCUCGAGGCGGCGACCCCGGUGCUUCGGCUUCAGUGUUUGAUUUCACCGCUGGCAAGGCCGCCGCGCCGACCACCACGGGCGUGAGUCCCUUCAACGCCCUACAGUCCGAUAAGAUUCGCCAACGCAUAGAGGAGGCUCAAAAGCGAGGGGCCAAGCUCGUCGUCACGUCGAACGUCGUCACCGAGGAAGAGGACUGGGACUCCCGAAGACCGACGGUCGGCGUGCAGGGCGUCCGCCCCGCCGGCUCGUCUCGCGCGAAAGAUUUCACAUCGGAGAGCGCCAAGUUCGCCGCCGAUCGCGUCUUCAAGGACUCAUUGUAA